AUGGCAGCUGCUUCCAAAAUCACCUUUGCCGAGACGGCUGUGCCAGGUAUUGUCCGCAUUCCCGGCCGGAGUUCGCGAAGUUUGGGUCCUUGGGGUCACAUGUGCCUUCUCGAGGAUGGCAAGGUGAUUCUGGUGGAUGUGCCGUAUUACUCGCCGGACCUGGCCGCGGAGGUGCGCAGGCAAGGCCCGGGUGGCCUCUCGCACAUCCUGCUCACGCACGAUGACUUUGUUGGCCUGAGUGACCAUGGAACCUGGAAGAGGAACUUUCCGGAAGUUGUCCGCGUGGCGCACGUCGCUGACUGCAAGUACGAUGACCUCGAGAUGAAACUGUCCGGAAAUGGGCCCUGGGAUUUGGGAGUUGCGGGCCUGACAGCCUACCACGCCCCCGGGCACUCGGAGGGUUCCGUCUUCUAUGCCAGCUCGAAGCUCUCUGCCUUGUUCACCGGGGACAGCCUCGGCUUCUGGUCAGCACCCACGGGCUUCCCGCGCUUUGCUCGCUUCGGCCGGGCCCGGCAAGCCGCCUCCUUGCGGGGCUUCGCCCGGCAGGCGCCGUUUCUGCCGGCUGUGCUGCCGAGCCACGGCGACCCCAUGUAUUUCGAGAACGCGCAGCAGCGUGAAGAAGCUUUCAACCGAGCUGCUUCCGAGUUGGAGGGUUCUUGGCGGUGA
Molecule: messenger RNA, 666 nt
Organism: Symbiodinium necroappetens
Lineage: Eukaryota; Dinophyceae; Suessiales; Symbiodiniaceae
Source: the annotation of a GenBank genome assembly